Molecule: messenger RNA, 3747 nt
Organism: Pongo pygmaeus (Bornean orangutan)
Lineage: Eukaryota; Metazoa; Chordata; Mammalia; Primates; Hominidae
Gene: GLG1
Product: golgi glycoprotein 1
Exons: 27
Coding region: 45-3647 (1200 amino acids)
Cellular component (GO): Golgi membrane
Molecular function (GO): fibroblast growth factor binding
Source: RefSeq, a predicted model, not a curated record
AUACGCGGCGGCGGCGAGUGCGUCGAGCUCGCCGCGGACCCAAGAUGGCGGCGUGUGGACGUGUACGGAGGAUGUUCCGCUUGUCGGCGGCGCUGCAUCUGCUGCUGCUAGCCGCGGCCGGGGCCGAGAAACUCCCCGGCCAGGGCGUCCACAGCCAGGGCCAGGGUCCCGGGGCCAACUUUGUGUCCUUCGUAGGGCAGGCCGGAGGCGGCGGCCCGGCGGGUCAGCAGCUGCCCCAGCUGCCUCAGUCAUCGCAGCUCCAGCAGCAGCAGCAACAGCAACAGCAGCCUCAGCCGCCGCAGCCGCCUUUCCCGGCGGGUGGGCCUCCGGCCCGGCGGGGAGGAGCGGGGGCUGGUGGGGGCUGGAAGCUGGCGGAGGAAGAGUCCUGUAGGGAGGACGUGACCCGCGUGUGCCCCAAGCACACCUGGAGCAACAACCUGGCGGUGCUCGAGUGCCUGCAGGAUGUGAGGGAGCCUGAAAAUGAAAUUUCUUCAGACUGCAAUCAUUUGUUGUGGAAUUAUAAGCUGAACCUAACUACAGAUCCCAAAUUUGAAUCUGUGGCCAGAGAGGUUUGCAAAUCUACUAUAACAGAGAUUAAAGAAUGUGCUGAUGAACCGGUUGGAAAAGGUUACAUGGUUUCCUGCUUGGUGGAUCACCGAGGCAACAUCACUGAGUAUCAGUGUCACCAGUACAUUACCAAGAUGACGGCCAUCAUUUUUAGUGAUUACCGUUUAAUCUGUGGCUUCAUGGAUGACUGCAAAAAUGACAUCAACAUUCUGAAAUGUGGCAGUAUUCGGCUUGGAGAAAAGGAUGCACAUUCACAAGGUGAGGUGGUAUCAUGCUUGGAGAAAGGCCUGGUGAAGGAAGCAGAAGAAAGAGAACCCAAGAUUCAAGUUUCUGAACUCUGCAAGAAAGCCAUUCUCCGGGUGGCUGAGCUAUCAUCGGAUGACUUUCACUUAGACCGGCAUUUAUAUUUUGCUUGCCGAGAUGAUCGGGAGCGUUUUUGUGAAAAUACACAAGCUGGUGAGGGCAGAGUGUAUAAGUGCCUCUUUAACCAUAAAUUUGAAGAAUCCAUGAGUGAAAAGUGUCGAGAAGCACUUACAACCCGCCAAAAGCUGAUUGCCCAGGAUUAUAAAGUCAGUUAUUCAUUGGCCAAAUCCUGUAAAAGUGACUUGAAGAAAUACCGGUGCAAUGUGGAAAACCUUCCACGAUCGCGUGAAGCCAGGCUCUCCUACCUGUUAAUGUGCCUGGAGUCAGCUGUACACAGAGGGCGACAAGUCAGCAGUGAGUGCCAGGGGGAGAUGUUGGAUUACCGACGCAUGUUGAUGGAAGACUUUUCUCUGAGCCCUGAGAUCAUCCUAAGCUGUCGGGGGGAGAUUGAACACCACUGUUCCGGAUUACAUCGAAAAGGGCGAACCCUACACUGUCUGAUGAAAGUAGUUCGAGGGGAGAAGGGGAACCUUGGAAUGAAUUGCCAGCAGGCGCUUCAAACACUGAUUCAGGAGACAGACCCUGGUGCAGAUUACCGCAUUGAUCGAGCUUUGAAUGAAGCUUGUGAAUCUGUAAUCCAGACAGCCUGCAAACACAUAAGAUCCGGAGACCCAAUGAUCUUGUCAUGCCUGAUGGAACAUUUAUACACAGAGAAGAUGGUAGAAGACUGUGAACAUCGUCUCUUAGAGCUGCAGUAUUUCAUCUCCCGGGAUUGGAAAUUGGACCCUGUCCUAUACCGCAAGUGCCAGGGAGACGCUUCUCGUCUUUGCCAUACCCACGGUUGGAAUGAGACCAGUGAAUUUAUGCCUCAGGGAGCUGUGUUCUCUUGUUUAUACAGACACGCCUACCGCACUGAGGAACAGGGAAGGAGGCUCUCACGGGAGUGCCGAGCUGAAGUCCAAAGGAUCCUACACCAGCGUGCCAUGGAUGUCAAGCUGGAUCCUGCCCUCCAGGAUAAGUGCCUGAUUGAUCUGGGAAAAUGGUGCAGUGAGAAAACAGAGACUGGACAGGAGCUGGAGUGCCUCCAGGACCAUCUGGAUGACUUGGUGGUGGAGUGUAGAGAUAUAGUUGGCAACCUCACUGAGUUAGAAUCAGAGGAUAUUCAAAUAGAAGCCUUGCUGAUGAGAGCCUGUGAGCCCAUAAUUCAGAACUUCUGCCACGAUGUGGCAGAUAACCAGAUAGACUCUGGGGACCUGAUGGAGUGUCUGAUACAGAACAAACACCAGAAGGACAUGAACGAGAAGUGUGCCAUCGGAGUCACCCACUUCCAGCUGGUGCAGAUGAAGGAUUUUCGGUUUUCUUACAAGUUUAAAAUGGCCUGCAAGGAGGACGUGUUGAAGCUUUGCCCAAACAUAAAAAAGAAGGUGGACGUGGUGAUCUGCCUGAGCACGACCGUGCGCAACGACACUCUGCAGGAAGCCAAGGAGCACAGGGUGUCCCUGAAGUGCCGCAGGCAGCUCCGCGUGGAGGAGCUGGAGAUGACGGAGGACAUACGCCUGGAGCCAGAUCUGUAUGAAGCCUGCAAGAGUGACAUCAAAAACUACUGUUCCACUGUGCAAUAUGGCAACGCUCAGAUUAUUGAAUGUCUGAAAGAAAACAAGAAGCAGCUAAGCACCCGCUGCCACCAGAAAGUAUUUAAGCUGCAGGAGACAGAGAUGAUGGACCCAGAGCUAGACUACACCCUCAUGAGGGUCUGCAAGCAGAUGAUAAAGAGGUUCUGUCCAGAAGCAGAUUCUAAAACCAUGUUGCAGUGCUUGAAGCAAAAUAAAAACAGUGAAUUGAUGGAUCCCAAAUGCAAACAGAUGAUAACCAAGCGCCAGAUCACCCAGAACACAGAUUACCGCUUAAACCCCAUGCUAAGAAAAGCCUGUAAAGCUGACAUUCCUAAAUUCUGUCACGGUAUCCUGACUAAGGCCAAGGAUGAUUCAGAAUUAGAAGGACAAGUCAUCUCUUGCCUCAAGCUGAGAUAUGCUGACCAGCGCCUGUCUUCAGACUGCGAAGACCAGAUCCGAAUCAUUAUCCAGGAGUCCGCCCUGGACUACCGCCUGGAUCCUCAGCUCCAGCUGCACUGCUCAGACGAGAUCUCCAGUCUAUGUGCUGAAGAAGCAGCAGCCCAAGAGCAGACAGGUCAGGUGGAGGAGUGCCUCAAGGUCAAUCUGCUCAAGAUCAAAACAGAAUUGUGUAAAAAGGAAGUGUUAAACAUGCUGAAGGAAAGCAAAGCAGACAUCUUUGUUGACCCGGUACUUCAUACUGCUUGUGCCCUGGACAUUAAACACCACUGCGCAGCCAUCACCCCCGGCCGCGGACGUCAAAUGUCCUGUCUCAUGGAAGCACUGGAGGAUAAGCGGGUGAGGUUACAGCCUGAGUGCAAAAAGCGCCUUAAUGACCGGAUUGAGAUGUGGAGUUACGCAGCAAAGGUGGCCCCAGCAGAUGGCUUCUCUGAUCUUGCCAUGCAAGUAAUGACAUCUCCAUCUAAGAACUACAUUCUCUCUGUGAUCAGUGGGAGCAUCUGUAUAUUGUUCCUGAUUGGCCUGAUGUGUGGACGGAUCACCAAGCGAGUGACACGAGAGCUCAAGGACAGGCUACAAUACAGGUCAGAGACAAUGGCUUAUAAAGGUUUAGUGUGGUCUCAGGAUGUGACAGGCAGUCCAGCCUGACCUUUCUGCACACUCCAGACAAACUUCCCAGACAAGCUCCUUUGUGCCUCUACGUGGAGAGGGUGUGGAAAGUUAUCACAUUAAAAGAUGGAGGAUUUGC